Molecule: messenger RNA, 2530 nt
Organism: Ziziphus jujuba (common jujube)
Lineage: Eukaryota; Viridiplantae; Streptophyta; Magnoliopsida; Rosales; Rhamnaceae
Product: leucine-rich repeat extensin-like protein 2
Exons: 1
Coding region: 241-2307 (688 amino acids)
Molecular function (GO): protein binding
Source: RefSeq, a predicted model, not a curated record
CCAGAACCACAACAUUUAGGCAUUAGCAAAGUGAAAACAGAAAGCAACAGUAAAGAGCGUAAAAUGCCUCUCCAUUAGCAAAAUUCAAAUUAAUUAAACAAAAGUGAUGAAGAUUUAUAUAAACAAAGCAUGGGGAGAUAGAGAUGGCACACUGUCCUAAACUCUCUCUCUCUCUCUAAUGAACAAAAAAAGCUUCACUCUGAUCUCCCCCUCGGCCAUGUCAAUAUGAUUCGAAUGUAAAUGUUAUUGUCGACUGUCUUACCAUCACCAAUGGCAAUGUCUUCUUUUCCUCCUAAUAAUCCUACUAACCUAGGCGGCGGCUUCUUAUUCCUUGUUGUGUUAUUCAUUGCUUCAAGUUGCUCUACCUUUCUCUUCCAGAUCUGUUCUGCACAGCAGAAUGUAGAUCCCACCCUGGGCCUCAAGUUUGAAAACCCCAGGCUUGAGCAGGCCUACAUCGGCCUGCAGGCUUGGAAAUCCGCCAUCUUCUCCGACCCUUCCAACUUCACUACCAACUGGAAUGGCUCCGAUGUGUGCUCCUACAUGGGAGUCUACUGUGCUCCUUCUCCCAGCAAUGCCUCCCUCCGCGUGGUGGCAGGCGUGGACCUCAACCACGCAGACAUUGCCGGCUACCUCCCUCCCGAGCUGGGCCUCCUCUCCGAUCUCGCUCUCUUCCAUCUCAACUCCAACCGCUUCUGCGGCGUGGUUCCCAGCACUUUCCGCCGUCUGAAGCUCCUCCACGAGCUGGACCUCAGCAACAACCGCUUCGUGGGAAGCUUCCCGGAGGUGGUGCUGUCGCUGCCGGCGCUCAAGUACUUGGAUCUCCGUUUCAACGAGUUCGAAGGCCCCGUGCCCAGGCAGCUGUUCGACAAGAAGCUGGACGCGGUGUUCCUGAACGACAACAGGUUCCGGUUCGGGAUCCCGGAGAACCUGGGCAACUCGCCGGUAUCGGUGCUGGUGUUUGCGAACAACAAUCUGGGCGGUUGCAUCCCGGGCAGCAUUGGGAAGAUGGGGAAGACGCUGAAUGAGAUCAUCCUGCUGAACGACAACCUAACAGGGUGCUUGCCUCCGGAGAUCGGGCUUCUGAGGAAGGUGACGGUGUUCGAUGUGAGUUUCAACGAGCUUCAAGGAUCUUUGCCGUCCAGCAUCGGCACCAUGAGGAGUUUGGAGCAGCUGGACGUGGCGCACAACAGAUUCACCGGGGUUAUACCGGCGAGUGUGUGUCAGCUGCCAAGCUUGCAGAAUUUCACCUAUUCCUUCAACUAUUUCACGGGAGAGCCUCCGUCUUGUACUACUACAAGUAUCAUCAAUGAUGGUCGCAAGAACUGUAUCCCUGGCAAGUUGGAUCAGCGAUCUGCUAGGGAAUGUGCUUCCCGAGCUGCACGCCCUGUGGACUGUGGCAAGAUCAAGUGUGGAGGCGGAGGCGGAAGAGGUGGUGGCAGUGGAUCAUCGGCGUCUUCUCCACCCCCGCCGCCACAGUCAAGUAGAUCAUCCCCCGUUGUGAGAAAACCACCACCACCACCAAAACGACUACGAGCUGAGUUGCCGCCACCUCCACCCCCCACUUCAGAGUCAUCGCCUUCCACCAGAUCACACCCCCCUCCACCGCCAUCUCCAUUAGUAUUAGCACCAUCCCCAUUGCCUCCACCUCCACCUCCACCAACCCCAAAAGUACCACCCAGCCCCAUGACACAUUUUCCACCACCACCACCACCCUCGUCCUCAAUCUAUCCACCUCCACCUCCAUCAACCUAUCAGCAACAUCCCACACAUCCACCUCCACCACCACCACCACCACCACCACCACCACCACCACCACCAUCGUAUCAGCAACACCCAACGCCAACACUGUCACCGCCACCACCACCGCCUUCUUCGGCUGAGGUCCCCGUACCAAGUUAUCAUUCACAUAGUCCUCCACCACCUCCACCGUCUCCAACCUAUCAGUAUCCAAAACCACCUCCACCUCCAUAUUCAGCUGAUGUACCAGUCCCAAGUUAUCAUCCAUACAGUCCUCCACCACCUCCACAAUCUCCGUGGCCUCUGCCUCCGCCUCCGCCAAGUACUGGGUGUACUACUCCAGCAGCAGGGUCACCACCCCCACCAAACCAUGAACAUUCAUCACCCGUUCCAUCAUCUCCAAAACCAAGCCAUCAUCCCCCACACCCACUUCCUACACCUCAUCAACAAUGGCACCACCCACCAUCUUCUUGGCACCAGCAAACUCCUCCGCCACCCACUACCCCUCUUCCUCCUGUCAUAGGAGUUUCUUACGCAUCUCCUCCUCCACCUCUAAUUCCCUACUAUUAAUUAUUUAAUUAAUUCCACUUCUCUGUAUUCUUUUGCUGCAUCACAUUUCAUUCCAGAUAUAUAUAUAUAUAUAUAUAUAUAUAUAUAUAUAUGUAUGUAUCAGCAUUCUAUACCGUGUGCUUGUUUUCUUUUCGUUUGUUUUAUUAAGCAAUGUUCUUUCCCCCCCCCAAGAGCUGGAUUCAGGUUGCUUCCUUACAAAUAAUAGUUUCAUUCUUGAUCAUUA